AUGCUCAAUGGAUUGGAAAAUAAAGAGCACAUUGUCUAUUUCGACAACUUCUUCAAUAGUACCGAACUUCUGGAAGACCUGAAGAAAAAACUAAUUCAUGCCUGUGGUACCGUAAAUCCAUCGAGAAAAACUUUGCCGGUGUUUAAACCGGAUCGAAAAUUGAAGAGGGGGGAAUUUGAAGUUUUUAGCAAUCCAUCAAGAAUUGUAGCUUUUAAAUGGAGAGAUAAGCGUAGUGUCUAUUUACUGUCAAAUUUUCAUUCUCCUUUUGGAACCACUGAGGUCAAUAGGAAAGAAAAGAAUGGUACUACAACCAAAGUUCGUUGUCCGCAAGCGCUGUCAGAUUAUAACGCCAACAUGAAUUUUGUUGAUAAAUUUGAUCAAAAUCUGAAUUUGUACAAAAUAAACAGGAAAUCAAAAAAAUGGUGGCACAGGAUAUUCUUCUACUUUCUCGAUGCAGCAGUAGUAAACGCUUUCGUUUUAUAUAAAGAACUUCAUUCGCCAAAAAUAUCCAUGAAAGAGUUUAGAAGAAGCGUAUCACAAGGACUAGUUGCAGACCUGGUUAUAAAAAACAAAAGGAAAGCUUAUAGCUGUGGAGAAACAGUUGCUAAAAAACAGUUUAAGCCAUUCAUUCCCCUAGAAAUUAGGCACAACCAAAGUUCCCUCAACCGGAAAGAGAUUCUCGGCGGCGAUGUGCAAAAUGCAGUACAUCAAAACAGCAAGUUCGUACCAACUGGAUAUGUUCGGUUUGUCGAGUUCCUCUCUGUCUGGGGGCAAACAAGACAUGCUUCCAGGACUUCCACACUUUCGAGUAAAAUUAUACUGGGGCAAUGGUAUGUAUGUACCACGUAA
Messenger RNA from Sitophilus oryzae (rice weevil), 849 nucleotides. Its product is annotated as piggyBac transposable element-derived protein 4-like. The coding region runs from base 1 to 849 and encodes 282 amino acids. The record is from RefSeq and is a predicted model, not a curated record. NCBI's taxonomy places the organism in Eukaryota, Metazoa, Arthropoda, Insecta, Coleoptera, Curculionidae. The transcript has a single exon.